Lagenorhynchus albirostris (white-beaked dolphin) is the source of this 2415-nucleotide messenger RNA. It is a transcript of the gene PARP3, whose product is annotated as poly(ADP-ribose) polymerase family member 3. Gene Ontology annotation, cellular component: site of double-strand break. Lineage: Eukaryota; Metazoa; Chordata; Mammalia; Artiodactyla; Delphinidae. The record is from RefSeq and is a predicted model, not a curated record. Gene Ontology annotation, molecular function: NAD+ poly-ADP-ribosyltransferase activity.
CCCAGGUCCCUGCUUCUCUUAGCCAUGGCUCCAAAGCGCAAGCCCCAGGUACAGCGAGGUCCUGAGAAGAAGAAGGGGCGUCAGGGGGCACAAGAGGAGGACAGUUUCCGCUCCACUGCCGAGGCCCCACCCACAGAGAAGCGCAUAGCCUAAGUGGACCCCCUGUGCCCACUCAGCUGCAACCCUAGGACCCAGGUGCAUGAAGACUACGACUGUACCCUGAACCAGACCAACACUGGGAGCAACAAAAACAAGUUCUACAUCAUCCAGCUGCUGGAAGAAGGUGACUGCUUUAUCUGCUGGAACCACUGGGGGUGCGUGGUGAAGGUGGGCCAGUCACAACUUAGCCGCUUCAUGUCACUGGAGAAUGCACAAAAGGACUUUGAAAAGAAGUUUCGGGACAAGACCAAGAACAGCUGGGCAGAGCGGGACCACUUUGUGGCCCACCCCAGCAAGUAUACACUUAUCGAAGUACAGAGAGAGGAUGAGGCCCAGGAAGCCAUGGUGAAGGUAGACGGAGGCCCAGUGAGGACCGUAGUUCGUGGUUCACAAGUGCAGCCCUGCUCCCUGGACGCAGCCACACAGAAGCUCAUCACCAACAUCUUCAGCAAGGACAUGUUCAAGAAUGCCAUGGCUGGGCUUCCCUGGUGGCGCAGUGAGGUGAAGAAGAUGCCACUGGGGAAGUUGAGCAAGCAGCAGAUUUCCCGGGGUUUGGAGGCCUUGGAGGCAGUGGAGGCGGCCCUGAAAGCCCCCGGAGAUCGUGGUCUCAGCCUGGAGGAGCUGUCCUCCCACUUCUACACCAUCAUUCCCCACAACUUCGGCCGUAGCCAGCCCCCACCCAUCAACUCCCCGGAACUUCUGCAGGCCAAGAAGGAUAUGCUGCUGGUGCUGGCAGACAUCGAGCUGGCCCAGACCCUGCAGGCAGCCCCCGAGGAGACAAAGAAAGUGGAGGAGGUGCCACACCCACUGGACCGAGAUUACCACCAGCUCCUCAAGUGCCAGCUCCAGCUGCUGGACCCAAAGGUGCCUGAGUACAAGGUGAUACAUCCCUGCUUGGAAAAGACUGGCAGCAAGUACAGUUGCCCUGCUCUUCAACAUAGUUGGACAGUGAACCGAGAAGGGGAGGGAGAUCAGUUCCAGGCCCACGACAAGCUGGGUAAUCGGAAGCUACUGUGGCACGGCACCAACGUGGCUGUGGUGGCCGCCAUCCUCACCAGUGGGCUUCGCAUCAUGCCACAUUCUGGUGGCCGUGUUGGCAAAGGCAUCUACUUUGCCUCGGAGAACAGCAAGUCAGAUGGCUAUGUUACUGGCAUGUCCUGCGGGGCCCAUGACAUUGGCUACAUGUUCCUGGGUGAGGUGGCAGUGCGCAGAGAGUACCGCAUCACCGUCUAUGAGCCCAGCUUGAAGCAGCACCCCCCUGGCUUCGACAGUGUCAUUACCCGUGGCCACACAGAGCCUGUUCCAACCCAGGACACCAAGCUAGAGCUGGAUGGCCAGCAAGUGGUGGUGCCCCAGGGCCAGCCCAUGCCCUUCCCAGAGUUCAGCAGCUCCAGCUUCUUCCAGAGUGAGUAUCUCAUCUACCGGGAGAGUCAGUGCCGCCUAUGCUACCUGCUGGAGGUUCGCCUCUGAGCUGUCUGCCCGACCCGCCUCCCGUCCACCGCCAGGAGCUAGACCAUCAUCCUCAAUCUUCCUCCCAUCCCUGGUGCCCCCAUAUCACCCCUUCUUGCUCUCAAAUCUCCCUCCUGUGUCCAGACAGUGAUCCCCUCUCCCUCUAAUCCUUGUGGUCCUGGCAUGGCUGUGGCCUCAGUCUCGUCUCCUAAGGUGAUGGGUGUGAUGGAUUGGCAUUAUUACUGGGACACGGAUACAGCAGCCUAUUCAAGCCUGUGUAGUUAGAGGGGCACAGGCUGAGAGUGGGCGGGUCCCACAACCCCCCGGGCCAUCCACCCUGGCCCAGACUGUCCAUCCGAGAGAGGCGUGAUCACCGAGGUGGGCUGAACUUCAGACAUGCACAGGCAAGUGCACAUUGUAUUGGCUCACCCCCCUGACCUCUGUCUGUGCCAAAGCUGCACCAGGCCUGGGCCUUCUUGCUUUCCACAGUGACCCACCACACCACAUAGCAGUUCCAGCCCCACUCCAGGGAGUGACCACUCACACGGAGGACGUGGGUUGUGCACAUACUCCCACCCACCCUGGUCAGUCUACAUUGGUCACUGCAACGACUGGCCUCCUCUGAUCAUUGAGCCUCCAAAAGGGACCGUCCCCAUCAACUCAGAACUGUUGGUCAUGUGGGGACCCACCUGGUGAUUCUGUCCUUUAGCCCAGACGUGGCCAGGCAAAUCAAGCAUUCCUUGUGUCUUGGCACCAAACACCCAUGUGUGUCUUCUAUGUGAAUAUCAUAAAUGAAUUGAGAAUAUC